Messenger RNA from Populus trichocarpa (black cottonwood), 1119 nucleotides. RefSeq names its product GDSL esterase/lipase At5g55050. Lineage: Eukaryota; Viridiplantae; Streptophyta; Magnoliopsida; Malpighiales; Salicaceae. The transcript is spliced from 6 exons. The coding region runs from base 1 to 1119 and encodes 372 amino acids. Gene Ontology annotation, molecular function: hydrolase activity, acting on ester bonds. The record is from RefSeq and is a predicted model, not a curated record.
AUGAAAAAUGCAAAUACAAGUUACCAUCAGAACUUUUGUAUUGGGAAGCAUAUUCUCGUGAAAAUCUUGAAAUGCAAGCUGGGAGAUGGUGAAACGUCCAAGUCGUCCAUAUUUGUAUUUGGUGACUCAACUGUUGAUGUUGGUACAAAUAAUUUCAUACCCGAGUGCCGAGGAAAGGCGAACUUCCGGUAUUAUGGGAUUGAUUAUCCCGGUUCGGUGCCUACCGGAAGGUUCAGCAAUGGCUAUAAUUCUGCUGACAGUAUCGCUAAGCUCUUUGGUUUUAAGAAGAGCCCGCAAUCCUUUUUUUAUCUUCUCAAUCAAACAUCGAGUUUCAAGCACAACAUACGCUGUGGUGUCAAUUUUGCAUCAGGAGGCUCAGGGAUUAUCGACACCACCGGAUUCCAAUUAUUUACGAAGGUUGUGCCGAUGAGAGAGCAGAUUCAACAAUUUUCAACAGUUUGUGGAAAUCUCACAGAAAUAUUGGGUACAGAAGCUGCUGCUGAUAUGCUAUCUAAGUCAUUGUUUCUCAUCAGUGUUGGAGGCAAUGACCUCUUUGAAUAUCAGCUAAAUAUGUCUAAGAAUGACCCUAAUCUGCCUGAGGCGCAAGAGCUGCUACGCAUUCUAUCAUCAACAUAUCAAAUUCAUCUACGGAGUUUGUACGACUUAGGGGCUCGGAAAUUCGGCAUUGUAAGCAUCGCACCAAUCGGAUGCUGUCCGCUAGAGCGUGCUCUUGGAACUGGUGAAUGCAACAAGGAAAUGAAUGAUUUGGCUCAAGCAUUCUUCAAUGCCACUGAGAUCCUCUUACUAAAUUUAACCUCUCAAGUUCAAGACAUGAAGUACUCUCUUGGAAAUCUUUAUGAGAUAGCUUAUGAGGUCCUUCAUAACCCACGAUCCGUCGGUUUCAAGGAGGCGCAAACAGCAUGCUGUGGGAAUGGAAGCUACAAUGCCGAAUCCCCAUGUAAUCGAGAUGCAAAGCUUUGUCCGAAUCGUCGAGAGUACGUAUUCUGGGAUGCAAUUCACCCAACUGAGCGUGCAGCCAAAUUAGCAGCUCGAGCCCUCUUUGGUGGAGGAGCAAAAUAUGCAACACCUGUGAAUUUUAGUCAGUUGAUAGGGGAUUAA